AUUUCCAAUCUCCUUCUCUGCAAAUUCUUCUUCAAACUAGAGAAAAAAACAACAACAAUGGAUUACGAUUACAGAAACAAGUCUGGUCCAUCAUACCCUCGACCUAUGUACGGACCUCCGUCAACAUCUCCUUCUCCAGCAUCUAACCAUCCUAUGUACGGAUACCCUAAGAUCGGUCAACAAACCGGUCACGGUCAGCAACUUUUCCCUCCGCCGGAGAGAAACUCUUCGUUUCAACAUAACACUUCUCCCUCAUCUGGAUUAGGAAUCAAGGUGAAUUUGAAGCCUGAGUAUCGGAUUACUCCGCCUCCUCAGUUGUUGCCUCGAGUUGGAGAUAUUCAUCGGAGUAGUUUUCAGUUCGAUUUCGGUUUAGAGAGGAAAGUUCUUGCUGAAGCAGAGAAGGAUAAUCCAGAUUGGAGUAAAUUCGGGAGCGAUAAUCCACCAGCUAAGUUUCUGGAACCAACACCUUCUUCAGUGGGUGUAGAUCCUGUAGUGAUGAAAUAUGCUGCGUCUGGGCUCAACAGAGAAGCUGUCAACAUUGCAGUUGCAAACUAUGGUGAUAAUCCCACAAAGGUUCAAGAAUUUGCAAAUGGUUUCACAGCGAUACGGGAGAUGGGAUUUCCAACAAACUCAGUCGCAGAUGCUCUGUUCAUGUUUGAGAACGAUACCGAAAAAGCAUUGGCACAUUUGCUCCAUGGUUCUUCCUAAAUUUAGCUUUCAACUUUUAUCCUAUAGUUUAUUCAAGUAAACAUCAAGUUUGAUA
Arabidopsis arenosa is the source of this 763-nucleotide messenger RNA. NCBI's taxonomy places the organism in Eukaryota, Viridiplantae, Streptophyta, Magnoliopsida, Brassicales, Brassicaceae. The record is from the annotation of a GenBank genome assembly.